Drosophila novamexicana is the source of this 2593-nucleotide messenger RNA. It is a transcript of the gene SLC22A, whose product is annotated as solute carrier family 22 member 3. The transcript has 5 exons. The record is from RefSeq and is a predicted model, not a curated record. Lineage: Eukaryota; Metazoa; Arthropoda; Insecta; Diptera; Drosophilidae. Bases 183 to 1889 code for a protein of 568 amino acids. Gene Ontology annotation, biological process: transmembrane transport. Gene Ontology annotation, molecular function: transmembrane transporter activity. Gene Ontology annotation, cellular component: membrane.
CGUUUCCAUGCUGUGAACAACGUAAAAGUUGUUCGCGUUUAAAAAUAAACUUGGCAGAAAGAAAAAAAGCAAAAAUUAUAAAAACGCCCGCGUAUAAAUAAACCUACUAAAUGUACGCAAUAGUUCGUUAAUUGUGCACAGAUUUGGAUAAACAAAAAAAAAAGUAAAAAGACAGAAACCAAAUGACGGCCCCUGAACAAGCGCCACUGCCGGCCAUAAACCAAAUGGAAAUGUCCGUAAAUUCAAAUGCCGCCGAUUCGGAGGAAAUAACACUGGACGCCAUACUGAAGCACAUUGGACAGUUUGGACGCUUUCAGUUGUUUAUAUUUUUGCUGAUCUGUUUGCCAAUGAUGUUUCAUGCCAUGUUCUCUGUAACAUACGUUUUCACGGCCGGAACGGUGAUGCACAGAUGUAACAUUACAGAGUGCGAUGGACCCGACAGCCGAUACGAUGAGCCCUGGACCGAGUAUAGCAUACCAAAGAAUGGCAGGGACCUGGACAAGUGCAAUCGCUACGAUAACUAUCAGCUGUCGUCCUGGAAUCAAACGCAGAAUAUCUGUCUGGCCGAUAACUAUAAUAAGGAGAAAAUCGAGCGAUGUCCCGGCAACGAUUUCAAAUUCCGCGAUCAAGAAUUUACCAUUUCCAAUGACUUUGAGAUUUUCUGCGACGAUGAAUGGAAAUUAUCACUCGUCGGCACAAUAAACAAUCUGGGACAAUUCUUUGGCAUACCGCUCGGAGGUUUUGUGGCCGAUCGUUAUGGUCGCAGCUUUUCCAUUGCCUUGGGCGGCAUUUUGGGCGCCGUGUUGGGCAUUGUGCGCUCCUAUUCACCCAACUAUAUUUGCUUCCUUGUUUUCGAGUUUUUGGACAACAUGACCAGCAGCACCCUGUACUCAACGUGCUUUGUGAUUGGCAUUGAGCUGGUGGGCCCGAAGCGUCGUGUGCUCGCCUGCAGUGUCAUAACCAUUUUCUAUGCCAUCGGCGAAGUGGCCCUGGCCAUGUUCGCGAAGGCCUUUCCGCACUGGCGCACUCUGCUGCGAAUUGCCUACACGCCUUCGCUGAUUCUGCUCGCCUACUUCUGGAUCCUCCCUGAGAGCGUGCGCUGGUUGCUAAGUGUCGGCAAGGAGGAGCGAGCCCGGGGCAUUCUGCGCCGAGCGGCCAGGGUGAAUAAGCGCAAACUGUCGGAGAGUGCGUUGGACAAAUUGGUCAUAGCCAAUCGGGACAAGCUGCAGCAAUCCAACGAGAGUAAAUUUCCCAUUCGUGAGGCCUUCAGCAACUUUAAGUGGCGCAUUGCCAAUUGCUCCUUAUGCUGGAUUGUCCAUGUGCUGGUCUACUAUGGGCUCAGCUUGAACGUGGUGCUUUUGGAUGGCAAUAAGUACAACAACUUUGCUUUCAUUGCACUGGUGGAGAUUCCGGGCUUCUUUAUGCCACUUCUGAUCAUGGAUCGCUUUGGCAGACGUUACUCCCUGUGUGGUCUUAUGCUGUUCAGUGGCCUGUGUUGCAUUGGCACCAUUUUCGCAGGAGGCGAUCAACAAGUCUUGCAGCUGGUGCUCUUCCUGGUGGGUAAGCUGACCAUCACGGCUAGUUUCCAGGUGCUCUAUUUCUUCGCCUCAGAAAUCUUUCCCACUAAUCUGAGGAACAGCUUGUUGAGCUUCUGCUCCAUGAUGGGCAGAUUUGGCUCCAUGUUGGCGCCGCAGACGCCGCUAUUGGCCAAGUAUUACACAAACGCUCCAGCCAUUCUCUUUGCUUGCGCUGCCAUAUUUAGCGGAUGCCUCACUCUGUUCUUUCCCGAGACCACAAACCUUGUAUUGCCCACAACGGUCAAGGAAGCGGAUGCCAUUGGCUUCAAGAAGAAACCGCCAAAGGAUCAGAAUAUUAACGUUCCCGCAUAAUAGGCUCAAUUAAAUCUACAAACUAAUUUAUUUUAAGACAACCACGAGACAGUUCAAAGACACAACUUUGCAUUAUAUAUCACUAAAUGCAGCAUAUAUUUACAUAUGUGCUGUACAUAAUUUUUUUUUUUAAUAUAUUAUUUAUUUAUAAGCAACUUUUAAAUAGUAAUAAAUAAUAGCAUUGCAUGCUCCUGUGAGAGCCGAACAGUAAUAUGUGCAUACAAUAAUACUCGUCCUGACUAUUGUAAGAUUAUGAUAAAUUUAAGUAUGACAUAGGUUUUCAUUAUAUUUAUUGUACUAAAUCCUUACGGGUCGUUUGACGCACGAUGCCAAUCCUGCGUGUUCAAAAUGGUGUGUCCAUACCAGAUCCUUAAGGAUUUCGCCAAGUUAUGGCCAAAAAACUAUAUCCUUUUUAUAAAAAUAGCUCUAGGUGAGCAAAAGAGAUAUUUGUCUAUAAGGAAAGAAGGAUGUUGAUUGACGUUAUCCUUGCGUAUGACAAGGACUAUAAUCUGCCAAAAGGGCAUAAAAAUCGUCCUUAUAGUUUCCGAGAUAUGUUAUUUUUUAAGUCGACAUUAAAAACCAAAUAGACCAUAAUUUGGUCACCUCAAGGACCAUCCCGAUGUCCUUUGGCCAACAUGCAGUCCUUGUCUUGCCAACUUAGAAUAUGUAAUAAAAAGGACGAAAGUCCUUCAAGUAGCUGUAGA